This is a messenger RNA of Penicillium nucicola, 1368 nucleotides long. RefSeq lists its product as uncharacterized. Gene Ontology annotation, biological process: transmembrane transport. The transcript is spliced from 3 exons. Lineage: Eukaryota; Fungi; Ascomycota; Eurotiomycetes; Eurotiales; Aspergillaceae. The record is from RefSeq and is a predicted model, not a curated record. The coding region runs from base 1 to 1368 and encodes 455 amino acids. Gene Ontology annotation, molecular function: transmembrane transporter activity.
AUGGGACCUAUGUUCCCCUUAUUUGCAGCCGAAUUCCAGCUCAACGAUACGCAGCUUAGCCUUUUGACAGGGGCAUCUGUACUAGCUCUCGGGUUUUCCAACUUCCUCAUCGUCCCCUGCUCCAAUAUCUUCGGUCGGCGUCUCACGAGUCUUGUCUUUUGCUUGCUGGGCAUUGCCUCGUGUAUAUGGCAAGCUUUAGCAGUGUCUUACAGCAGCAUGCUAGCUGCCCGUGUGGUGAAUGGAGUCGCUACCGCCACUAGCGAGACACUGCUAGUGCAAGUUGUGGCAGACAUGCUUUUCCUCCAUGAGAGAGGUCUAUGGACAGGUGUAUAUUUCAUGGGGUACUUUUUGGGUUUGUUCAUUGGUCCUAUCAUUUCAGGCAAUAUCGGGCAAAGAUAUGGCUGGCGAAGUUUCUUCUGGCUCUCCCUAGCUCUCACUUGUUUCAACUUUGUCACCCUCCUGUGCUGUUUCCCAGAAACCCGAUUUCACAGAGAUACACAGCCAAACAACUCUCGGCUUGAAAGCGAAGAUCUAGCCACCCACGCCAUUGCCAAAGUAGAAACAGAGCAACUUGAAAGCAUCGAACAACGCAGUAAUGUUCUAGGCACCGGUCGGCCAUCCAAAUCUCAAUUUAAACUCUGGCAAGCCCCAGAACCAGCUUGGAAAUCAUUCUUGCUAAGAGACAUUAUCUCGCCAUUCCGACUCUUUCUAUUCCCAAUCAUCUUCUGGGCAGGUCUGAAUGUGGCCGGUCCCGCCAACAUCCUCCUGUUCUGGAACUUGACCGAAUCCGGUAUUCUAAGUGCCCCUCCAUACAAUUUCUCUCCGUCAAGCGUGGGAUACUCCAACUUUGCCUUUGUUGUUGGUGGUUUGAUUGGUCUUGCCACCGCAGGCCCAUUCUCUGAUUGGAUUGCCGUGAGAGCUACAGAGAGAAAUAAUGGCAUACGAGAAGCAGAGAUGCGUCUCCCAGCUCUUAUUCCUUACUUUAUGUUCACCGUGAUUGGUAUUGUCAUUGGCGGUGUAGGCUAUGACCGACUCUGGGAUUGGCCUAUUGUGCUCGUCGUUGGUUAUGGCUUCAGCGGGCUUUGUGUGACCACAGUUCCUACAAUAGCCAUUGCAUACGCCGUUGACUGUUACAAACCGAUCUCUGGUGAGAUCAUGGUGGUUGCAACCGUUAUCAAAAAUACUUGUGGAUUUGCGAUGAGUUACUGGGUCAUGCCCCUGGCAGCACGGAGGGGUUUCAUUGUCCCUGCUAUGGUUGAGUUUGCGCUGACUAUUGGCCCAAUGGUUCUGGGGCUGCCGAUAUAUUUCUUUGGGAAGCGUCUGCGGAAAUUGACUCGCAAUUCUAGUGUACAUGGGUAUGCAGGGUGA